AUGGCGACAAAGGACGCCCUCAUCGCCGAAGAGGGAAAUAAUACUGGAGGAGCAGCAGUUUUUGAUAAAGUAGGUUUUUAUUAUGAUUUCUCUGUACUAUUUUGGUGAGAAAUAGGAGAGUAGAAUGUGUGAAUUGAUAAAAUCUCAUCCUUGAUUUUAUCUUUUUUUUUUUCAGAACGCGGAAAUCGUCAAUUUUGAAGUCGAACCUUUAUCGAUUGGUUUAACCAAAGAACAACUCGAGAAAUAUCGAAAUGAUCCAUUUUGGAAGCCAGUUCGAACAAUUCUUUUUGCACUUUUCUGGAUCGCAUGGAUUGCUAUGUUUGGAGCAGCCAUUGCAAUUGUUCUUUUGUCCCCAAAAUGUGCUGAAAAACAAAAACCAGAUUGGUGGCAAACUAAAGUUUCUUAUCAGGUAAUUUUUAUUUUGAGUCUAAGAAAACAUAGAAUUGCAAUAAAAAACGAAUAUUCGUAUGGGCCAUUCAAAAAAUUUUACGAUUCUUGAGAAUUCCCAUCUUUUUUUGUCUAACAAUUGUGAUCGAUUACCAUACAGUACCGUGCAUAAAGAUACACAAUUUAGGUUUUUUGUCAAUUAUGCCCUGAAAAUUAUGAAAAUUGUCUGAAAACAUUUUUUGGGUUAUUUUUGAUGCUGAUUCUGACCUUAUUCACCAUUCCAUUUGAUUUCAUCUCGAUUCCUGAAGUUUUCUGAAUCGAUGAUCAAAACUCGAUUUUUGGAUAUUUUCACAAAUUUCUGAAAACCGUUGAGAAAAAAUAUUUUUCGUUUCAAUUAUCAUUGAUUUGUGUUUUCAUGUCCUACGGGAAGAUGUUAGCUCUCGAUUCCGACCUCAAACUUAGGAUAUCAUUGUCUACAAGGCUCAUAUUGAGAACUCUAGUAAGACCAUCCAGAAAAUCUGAAAAUGCACAAAUCUGGAAUUUCAAUGAAAUUUUAUCGUUGAAUAUUGUUCAAAACACUCUAAUUAGAUCAUUCAAACCAUUUUUCACAAAAUUCCUAUCAAAUUUCGAUGUUUUUACUCAGUUCGGACAUUAGUGGAUUUUCGAUGUUUCUUUAGAUCUUUGAUUCGACAACAUCAAAAACAUCAAAAUCAACUUUUUAUUGUUGGAUUUAAUUCUCAUAACAGUUAUGAACACCGACUUAUUAAUUUAUCCAGCUCAAACCAUGCACCGGCUCGAUAUCAGUUCGAUAAACAUCGAACUACUAAAAUAGGGUAAUUUUAUAAAGAAAACCAAUGGAAAAUGAAGGAUUUUCAUAGAGGUCAACUUUGAGCUCCUAACAAUCUCAAUUUACGACUGCUAGCACAUUUAUGACACUUGAUAAACAUGAACAGUCAUCUAAAGAAUAAGUUCGAUCAAUGAAAAGUCAAUUUUGAUGUUGUUGAUGAUGUAGAAUCGAAGAUCUAGAGAAACAUCGGAAAUCCAGUGAUGUCCGAAUUAAGUCAAAACUUCGAAAUUUGAUCGGAAUUUUGUGAAAAAUGGUUCGAAUGAUCUAACUAGAGUGUUUUGAACAAUAUUCAACGAUAAAAUUUCAUGAAAAUUCCAGAUUCCUGCAUUUUCAGAUUUUCUGGAUGGUCAUACUGGAACCUUCAGAAUGAGCCUUGUAGACAAUGAAAUCCUAAGUUUGAGGUCGGAAUCGAGAGCUAACAUCUUCCUGUAGGACAUGAAAACACAAAUCAAUGAUAAUUGAAACGAAAAAUAUUUUUUCUCAACGGUUUUCAGAAAUUUGUGAAAAUAUCCAAAAAUCGAGUUUUGAUCAUCGAUUCAGAAAACUUCAGGAAUCGAGAUGAAAUCAAAUGUAAUGGUGAAUAAGGUCAGAAUCAGCAUUAAAAAUAACCCAAAAAAUGUUUUCAGACAAUUUUCAUAAUUUUCAGGGCAUAAUUGACAAAAAACCUAAAUUGUGUAUCUUUAUGCACGGUACUGUAACAAUAUAAAGUUAUAAUAGAUCGAAAAAAAGUAAUAAAUCCACAAACGCACCCAUCCACCACAUAAUUACAAUUUACUCCCUUCAUUUUCUCGUCCCGUGGGAUAACCGCCGCCUGUCAAUAUUUUAUAUCUUGACAAUUAAUCUUCUUAUUUUUACUGCGCAAGAAGAACAUCAAAAAGGGGAAAACAUUUAACGACAAUUGUUCUUCUUCAGGUUUUGACAGCAACAUUCCGUGAUUCUGAUGGAGAUGGAGUUGGAGAUUUCGCCGGAAUUACUGAGAAGAUCGAUUUCCUUCGCAAAAUUGGAGUUACAACAAUUUAUCCAACACCAGUUCUUCAAGUUCAAAAAGAUGAAUAUUUCAAUUCAUAUGAUGUUGUUGAUCAUAUGCAAGUUGAACCAAGAUUUGGAACUGAAGAACAAUUCAAAGAACUCAUCGAAACUGCUCAUAACAGAGAUAUGUAUAUUGUUAUGGAUCUUCCGGUUUCAACAAUUUCAAGCUCUCAUAAAUGGUUUGCAGAAGAUCAAGAUAAAGAUUUGUUCAUUACUGCGAAACCAGGAGAUGUUGGAUUUAACAGCACAAAAUUCCAUUCUUUCCAUGGAUCGAAUACUUUGAAAUAUUUGGGAUAUCCAGGAGCAUUGAAUCCAGUUUUGAAUUGGAAAAAUGAAAAGGUCAAGCAAUCAAUUCAAGAAGCUAUCAAGAAAUAUUUACUUCUCGGAGUUGAUGGUUUCCAUAUUGAUCAUGUUAGUCAAUUGGCUGUUGAUUCUGUUGGAAAUACUAUUGUAAGUUUAUAUUUAUUCUUCAUCAGCGUUAAAUCUGAGCUCUCAUUAAUUUUUUUAUUUUUCAGGCUACUGAUGCUAUCCAAACUUUGAAAGAAAUCACAACUUCGAUCCGUGAAUUUAUCGCAAAUCACUCUGAAUUGUCCAGCAAGAAAAUGUGAGUUUCUAAAUAUAUUCCUUCAAUUUUCAUAGAAUGUUUUCAGUGUCCUUUCUUCAUCUCUCCAAGAUAUUGAAAACUUGCAUUCUGAUGCUCGUCAAACUGGUUUGCUCCAUUAUGUUAUUGACAACUCAUUCGCCAAUUUGAAUAAUAAUUUGUGUCUUCAAAACUUUAGCUCAGUUGCUAAUUGUGUACACGUUGCUCUUGAUAAAGCUUAUCAAAGACAUGAGGUAAGUUAAAUAGACUUUUUUGAAAAAAAAAUCAGUAAAGAAAAAAAAAAAGUAAAAUGGGUAACUGUUUGAAGAAAUCUAAAUAUCUUAUACCAAAUCAUGUAAGUUUAUGUUGUUUUUGUGAAACACAAACCCCAUGAAAAAACACCUUUAGAAGAGCAUGAAAUAGUUUGAAAAUACAUUUGUUUUUAUUUUUGUGCAAUAUUCAAUUUCAGGCUGAUAGUUAUACUCCAUAUUGGCAAUUUUCAAAUGCUGAUGAGCCACGUCUUGCAUCUCGAUUUGAUUCUGAAACUGCAAAUCUUUUAUCAUUCCUUCAAUUAACUCUUCCUGGAGCACUUUCUGUUUAUUAUGGACAAGAACUUGGUUUGAAAAAUGGAUUGACAAAGACUGGAACAGAUCAACAAAGAGGAAUUAUGCAAUGGACACCAAAAGGAAACGAUCAUCAUGGAUUCACAAAUGAUGGAGGAGAUUUGUUCUUUGCUGAAACUGAAGAUACAUUGAAUCAAGAUAACUUUGAUACUCAAUAUGGACUCGAAACGUCGCCAUUGAAAGUUUAUCGAAAAUUGGCAAAACUUCGACAAAGAGACGAAGCAAUGAUUGUUGGAGAUACUGUUAGACACGCCAUUUUGAAUGAUGUUAUUGUUUUUUCAAGAUAUGUUCGAGCAUCGAACAAUACUGCACAAGGAAAUGCUUAUGUUGUUGCAUUGAAUUUCGGAGAUUCGCAAGCUAGUUUGGAUCUUGGAACAUCACAAUAUCAAAAAUUGUAUCCAUCUAACAAAAAUAUUAAUAAUGUUGAGGUGAGCUUUUUCAAAAAUUGGAACAGAGGAGAUUAGCCGCAGGCUUCCAGACUGCACUUAUUUGGGCUUUAAAACCUUGGCUCUGUUCUGAAUUUCAUUCAUUAAAUCGAAAAAGGGUUUUCAACUAGUUUCGGAUUUUUCAUCGAAAAAAUUAAAUUUAAUUUUGAAUGUUGACAAGUUUUAUUUCACAAAAUGUUCACUUAAUCUUGGAACUUCAAAAUUUCAACCGAAAAUCUUCAUCUUUUUUCAGAUUUCUGUUGUCACCACAAAUGUCACUCAAUAUGCUGUUCGCCAAAAAGUUGAUUUGGCCCUCGAACCAUUGAUUCUUCCACCAAAACAAGCCAUUCUCUUCAAACUUUAA
Messenger RNA from Caenorhabditis angaria, 4255 nucleotides. Lineage: Eukaryota; Metazoa; Nematoda; Chromadorea; Rhabditida; Rhabditidae. The record is from the annotation of a GenBank genome assembly.